UUUGAAGAGUUUCCUUGGAAACCCCCCCUCCUUGUUUUAAAACAUGUAAGGACACAAAACCUAGGAAGCCCUCCAGCAAAUCUGAAGUCUGGUCCGUGAAGGGGUUUGGAGAAGCUCGCCUUGUUUCGAAAACGGCCAGACUCAGGGAUCCGCCGCCGUGUGGAAACCGCGCCCGGCUGACGCUCAGAUGGAAACAGGAGGAACGCAUCCCGGUCUCGGCACGGGGAGCCGCCUGGAGCCCGCACACCUAGCCUGACGGCGUGCCCGCCACGGUCGCCAGGCACCCCCGGGGGCGGCUUCCGCCCGCCCGCCUGCUCCCUUGACAGUAACGAGGCUGAGAAGGGAUGGAGCGGCGAGUGUGACUUCGGGGAAGAGCCCUGGAAGCCGGGCGGAGUUUGAGUCCUGGCGUGGGAGCGGGCGGGGUGCGGAGCGCCAGGAAGGCAGCGGGCGAGCGCGCGCGGGGGAAAGAGCCUUGCAAGCCCCGCGGGGUUGCAUUCCCGGCGUGGGAGCGAGCGGGGUGCAGCGCCAGAAAGGGCGCGCCGGGGAAAGAGCCUUGCAAGCCCCGCGGGGUUGCAUUCCCUCAGGGGCAGCCGGUGGGCCGGGAGCUGGCGGAGCGGGCGCGCGCCACCGCCGAAGCCGAAGCCGGAGCCGGAGCAGGAGCCGGGGCGGGAGCGGGAACCGGGGCGGGAGCGGGAGCCUGGGCGGGAGUGGGAGCGGGACCGGGAGCCGGAGCCGCGGUGCUGCGCAGAGCCGGACAGGUGCGGCCAGCAGCCCGGAGCGCAGCCGCGCGCCCUCUCCUCCCCUCCCUUCCUCUCCCCGCGGACGUCGGCGCGGCGCGGACUCGGGCGCCGGGGCUCCCGCAGGAUGGGCCCGCGCGGGGUGCUGCUUUGCCUGCUCCCCUUGCUGCGAGCCGCCGAGCGCCCCGAGGGCCGGGCCGACGAGCCGGGCCUGGAGGGGGCCCUGACCGUGCCCAACGCCUCGCACUUCUUCUGGAGCAACUACACCUUCUCCGACUGGCAGAACUUUGUGGGCCGGAGGCGCUACGGGGCCGAGUCCCAGAACCCCACGGUGAAAGCCCUGCUCAUCGUGGCUUACUCCUUCAUCAUCGUCUUCUCGCUCUUCGGCAACGUCCUGGUCUGUCAUGUCAUCUUCAAGAACCAGCGAAUGCACUCGGCCACCAGCCUCUUCAUCGUUAACCUGGCGGUCGCCGACAUCAUGAUCACGCUGCUCAACACGCCCUUCACCUUGGUCCGCUUUGUGAACAGCACAUGGGUGUUCGGGAAAGGCAUGUGCCAUGUCAGCCGCUUUGCCCAGUACUGCUCCCUGCACGUCUCAGCACUGACGCUGACGGCCAUUGCUGUUGAUCGCCACCAGGUCAUCAUGCAUCCAUUAAAACCCCGGAUCUCCAUCACAAAAGGUGUCAUCUAUAUCACAGUCAUCUGGACCAUGGCUACGUUUUUUUCACUCCCACACGCUAUCUGCCAGAAGUUAUUUACCUUCAAGUACAGUGAGGACAUUGUCCGCUCCCUAUGCCUGCCAGACUUCCCUGAGCCAGCUGACCUCUUCUGGAAGUACCUGGACUUGGCCACCUUCAUCCUGCUUUACAUCCUACCCCUCCUCAUCAUCUCCGUGGCCUAUGCCCGAGUGGCCAAGAAGCUGUGGUUGUGCAACACAAUUGGGGAUGUGACCACAGAGCAGUACCUGGCCCUACGGCGUAAGAAGAAGAAGACCAUCAAGAUGCUGAUGCUGGUGGUGGUCCUCUUUGCCCUCUGCUGGUUCCCUCUCAACUGCUAUGUCCUCCUCCUGUCCAGCAAGGUCAUCCACACCAACAAUGCCCUCUAUUUCGCCUUCCACUGGUUUGCCAUGAGCAGCACUUGCUACAACCCGUUUAUCUACUGCUGGCUCAAUGAGAACUUCAGGGUUGAGCUGAAGGCAUUACUGAGCAUGUGCCAAAGGCUGCCCAAGCCCCAGGAGGAAAGGCCGCCCUCCCCAGUCCCUUCCUUCAGGGUGGCUUGGACAGAGAGCGGUGGCCGGAGGGCUCCACUAGCCAACAACCUCUUGCCCUCCUCCCAACUCCAGUCUGGGAAGACAGACCUGUCUUCUGUGGAGCCCAUUGUGGCAAUGAGUUAGAGGGUAGUGGGAAGAGGCAGGGGGAGGGCUCUGUCUCCAGCUGAGGUUGUAAAAGGGCCUGAGGACAGAGCCUGGAAAAAACCCUGUCCUCUCACACAAUGACCUUCACAGUGCCGGAAACAAGGUCCUAUAGAAGCCAUAGGACCCUUGAUUGCCUAGGAAACACUGUCUAGCCUCCUACCCCGUUUGAUGUGAAAACUAAAAGACAACUACCAAUUAGACAAGUGUUUAUGAAUUCCUGUCUAAGAAAUGCUGUGAGGCGUAUCACCGUCGUUCCCUGAGCCAGCGAACCCAGGACAGCUUCAGCCCACACAAGGGCUGACUCAGCCAGCUGCCUAACAACCUUCCCUGCCACCGAAUGUUCGUAAAGGACAGCUGAGUCAUACUUUGGGUGUGGCUGACCCCAAUGCACAGAACUGUACUUGAACAAGGUUCAUUGGCCAGUGAAAGGUGAGGGAGCCACCGCUGACAUGGAAGGUUUAUUUUGCCUCACCUUCUGAAGACCUGUGCGAGGAUGAAUCACAAUGGUGUGGCAUCUGGCUGGAUAGAUGACAAGAAAGAACCAAUUCGGUCCCUUAAAAUAAAGAGGAAUUACUGAGUUCUCUUAAAGAAGAAUUAUUAUUAAAACUUGGGAAAAUUAGGAAAGCACAAAGAAGAAAACAAAAAUCACCCCCUUCUGCCACCAACGGUGAUGAAUUUCGUUAAUAUGCUGUGGAUUUAUUUGCAACUUCUUCCUUUGCGUGCGUGUGUGUGCACACUCUUCCUUGCAUUCUGAAUUAGUUUUCCAUGUAGAGAUAAGCAAGAAACAGGGCAUAACAGAGAACUUCUGAGCCCCUCUCCCAGGAGUGAUGUCCACCGGAAGAAUUGGAAGAAGAGGUGGGAGAGGAACCCAAGGAGAAGGCUGUCAUGGAGCCAACAGACUGCCCUCAUCUUGUAGCCAGUGGCGGGAAAGGCCUGGAUGAAGUACCUCUUCUCGGAUGGCGGCCAUCAUGAUGAGCCGGGGAACAAAACUCAUCUCGGAGGCAUAAUUCCUUCUUUCCUGCACUCACAUGGAACAAGAGGUGGUAAAACAUUGCCCUGCCUUUACAGGAGAUGAUGGGGCAGGCUCUCCAACAUGCCGGAAAUAAUUGCACUUAGACACUUCAAAUCCUCCCAAGCUGUCUAGACAGGCCACUUCUCUGUGUUGUCUGAAUAAAAAGGCUUCUUCACGCCAGUUCCCCAAAGACGACUCACUUGUCAACAUCACCCUGGCGGCUCACAUGUCCUUCAGAAACCUAUGACACCAUGAUAGUCCUUAAGGACUCAACAUGCCAGAGAAAUCUCAUUCCAGAGACUGAGUGUUUUCAUCACCUUCCGUCUGGUCCUGAGUGACUCACUGUCACCCAGGAGACACAGGCAGAAUAGAACUAAAUUCACCCACCCUAAAUAAUUGCCAUUCGCACACUGGUUUUAGGUUUCUUUCUAGCACCAGAUAGAUCUUGAAAGCAAACAUGGAUAUGGAGCUGAGUGGGAAACUGAGGUCUGGGGAGAAGAGCUUUGUCCAAGGUUCACUUAGGUCUCUUGACUGCUCAUUGAAACAACUUGGUCAUAUCAUCUGCUUCCUAUAAUGAACCAUGGGGGUUCAUUAUCCUACUCUCUCUAUUUAUGAGAAUGUUUGAAAUGUUUGACUUUCAUGGGACAGAGAGGCUUCUAAGCCAUAUGGAUCCCAAGAUGGAUUUUUCAGGUCAAAUGCUUUCAGGCCUGUGCCUACUGUCUCUGUGAUGUCAAGAAGUAGCUAAUGGUUUCAUCUUAAUGCUGCCAUGGAAAUUCUUUGAACCAGAAAGAAAAGCAGCAAGACUACAGAUAAUUUGUCCUGCUCUGGACUCAUGGGGAAAGCGUCACUUUUCCUCAUUGCUGAGGGCAUCUAGAAAUGCUGCCAAGUCAGAGGAGGCCCUUCUCUGCAGGGGAAGACCCACAGAUGGCCCAUUAGGUCUGGGUCUCCCACAGUACCUUGUCUUCCCCAUUCCCCUUGUUCUCUGUGUGCCUCAGAGCAAAAGGCAAUUUGUAUUUGUAAAUGUAAAAUUUGUUGAACUUGAGUCUUUCCGAUGUGUCAUAAUGAAUGCUUUACUGUAAAUGCUCCAGUCUCAAUAAAAUAUAUUUUGGAUGCAUGGGCUAUGCUUCUUGGACUUCUGAUUAAACCACAAUUGGUAGCCUUUAAAAUGGGGGUCCAUGUGGAUCACAAAGAGAGCAUGAAGACCAACUGCCCACACCGCUGCGUGUUACAACUGAGGAAGCACAAACAUGCUUUGGCUAGGGUAAAUAGCCAGCUGGAAAUCUCUGAUCUCAGUCUAGGGCUUCUUCCAUUGAGCUGGCUGCCAUGUCCCCUCUUUGGUGAUUAUGAAUCUGUGCUGAGGACCCAGGACUCCACCCAUUACCCCUUGGUGAUUCGGGAGGAGGCGGAGCUGUCCCUGGAGCUUUGGGAUUCGUUCUGCCACUCACAGUGUGCAAUGGAUGCCACAUUCCUGUGUUGACCAGGAUUUCUGCCCCCUUGGGCCUGGGGUCCCCUUGUCCUACCAGGUAAGCUGGGUAGGGGCCUUCGUGGUAUACAUAAUUACUCCGAUGCCACCCAGAGCCCAGGAAAUCAGCAUCACAUAAUUUCACGGAAGGUUGUAUAUAGGGGUAAUUUACUGCGUCUAGGAGAAGACUUGAAAGAAAAAUGAAAAGGAGAAGGGAAGUAAGAUUUGCUGACACCUAAUAUGAGAGAUACUAUGCUAAAUGG
Messenger RNA from Ailuropoda melanoleuca (giant panda), 4888 nucleotides. It is a transcript of the gene GPR83, whose product is annotated as G protein-coupled receptor 83. Bases 865 to 2130 code for a protein of 421 amino acids. Lineage: Eukaryota; Metazoa; Chordata; Mammalia; Carnivora; Ursidae. The transcript has 4 exons. The record is from RefSeq and is a predicted model, not a curated record. Gene Ontology annotation, cellular component: plasma membrane. Gene Ontology annotation, biological process: neuropeptide signaling pathway. Gene Ontology annotation, molecular function: neuropeptide Y receptor activity.